AUGGUCAGUCGUCCCAAGAAAUACCUAUGCUCUUUUGAAGGGUGUGACAAAGCGUACAAUCGCCCGGCACUCCUACGACAACACGAGAGAACACACACCAAUGACAGACCAUUCAAGUGUCUGGUUGAUGGAUGCGACAAGUCCUUUUUCCGGAAGUCACAUCUCAAAGUUCACCAGCAUUCCCAUCAGGAUGAUGACGAGAAGCCAUUCAAAUGUCUGAUAUGUGGGAAAGGUGCCAUAUCGCCUCAGCUACUCCAGCGGCAUGAGCUCACACACACAAAGAAGUACAAAUGUGACUACGAGGAUUGCUCUCAAGCAUUUUACCAUUACCAGUCUCUCAAACAUCAUGUCGAUAUUGAUCAUAAACAGAUCCUCACGUGUGAUAAGUGCAACAGGCGAUUCCAGAGGCCGGUGCUACUUGCUGAGCACAAAGCAAAGCAUCAUGGCGAGACAAUGGAGGUUGAACAGUGUGAUUUUCCGGGCUGCUUUCUGACGUUUAAGUCGUUGGCAAAGUUGGCUGAGCAUAAGAGAAAGGAACACCCUAAGUUGAAGUGUGAUGAAUGUGGAGAGAUAUGUGUGGGUGAAAAGGCCAUGAAAACUCAUAGAAUUAUUCAUGGUGACAAGGCGACAACCUUGGAAAAAUGCGACUUGUGUGAUGGAGGAUUCGUAAGCCAUGAUGAUUUAGUCAGGCACCAAACCGAGGUCCAUAAGGAUGCCAAUGCAGAAAAUAUUGCAAACGGUGAUUUGGACGUGUCAACAGUUAAGCCGUCUUCUCUUAAAAGCAUGUUGCGGGAUCCAGACUUCAAUGCUGACGUGGACGAGGAGGAUAUGCAAAAACCUGUUCGUGGAAGACCGAAGUCCGCAAAAGAACCGUCCGAAGUCUCAUUCGACUCAUUGGGAUCGGUCAUUGAUAUUGUGCUGGGGAAUGUGACAAAAACCUAUGUGUGUCCCAGAGAGAGAUGCAAGCGAAAAUUUGUUAGACACCAUGCCUACUUGAAGCAUCUCAAGUGGCAUAAAGUACAAGUGCAAAAAGCUGAAGCGUAUUUGAAAAGCCUAGAAGAGAAUGAUGAUGAAUAUCUUUCUGAGCUGGAUAACUUCACGGACUAUUCGGACUCUGAAGACAUGUUCCAGGAUGCAAGAAUGACUAUGCCUGGUAUGGACGAAGAUACAAACGAAGAGAACAGAGCUGAAAAGGGAGCGAGUGUGGAGAACAAUGAUGUGGAAGACGAAAAUGAGGAGAACGCAAGCGUGAUGGAUACCAAAGAGGAGGAUACAAAUGUUGAGGAGGCAAUAGAGUUGGCGGAAGACACAAAUUUGGAAGAUGUGGAAGAACCAGAUACCUCCCCCAAUAUUGUCUCAAGAGACGUUCCAAGCGUAAAUUCUCAGGAAACUUCAGAGACCACAUCAGAAAGCGUCUCCAGCAAUAUAUUUCUCGAAAAGGAUUUAUCUCCAGGCACCGAAGAAUUGGCCAAGAAGCAAUUGGAGUUGGAUGAUCUCUUAUCUAUGGAGCUUGAAAAGUUGGACCUGAUUCCCGAUGAAUAG
Sungouiella intermedia is the source of this 1542-nucleotide messenger RNA. The record is from the annotation of a GenBank genome assembly. NCBI's taxonomy places the organism in Eukaryota, Fungi, Ascomycota, Pichiomycetes, Serinales, Metschnikowiaceae.